Messenger RNA from Monoraphidium neglectum, 468 nucleotides. RefSeq lists its product as hypothetical. Gene Ontology annotation, biological process: protein phosphorylation; mitotic spindle organization; regulation of cytokinesis. Lineage: Eukaryota; Viridiplantae; Chlorophyta; Chlorophyceae; Sphaeropleales; Selenastraceae. The record is from RefSeq and is a predicted model, not a curated record. Gene Ontology annotation, cellular component: spindle pole centrosome; spindle midzone; chromosome passenger complex. Bases 1 to 468 code for a protein of 155 amino acids. Gene Ontology annotation, molecular function: protein kinase activity; ATP binding. The transcript is spliced from 4 exons.
AUGGGCGAGUCGGGGGGCGUCCUGAAGCUGGAGGGCACCUUCUCUUUCGCGCCGCCCGAGUACGUGCGGAUUUGGAAGGGGUUCCAGCGGUCGCAGCUCGUGGAGGCCACCAGCUUCAAGCUCGACUCUUGGAGCUCUGGCGCGCUCGCGUACGACGUGCUGUGCGGCCGCGCGCCCUUUGCCACGCGCGAGGGCAUAGAGCGUGACGAGGAGGCGGACAACAUCCUGUCAAAGGACCCCGAGUUCCCAAACGGCCUCAGCUACAACGCGGUCAGCUUCAUGAUGCAGGCGCUGGAGAAGUGCCCGCAGAAGCGCCCCUCGGUGCGGCAGCUGCUCGCGCACGCGUGGUUCGACAAGCCGCAGGCCGCGCCGGCGGCGUCCGGGCCCAAGCGGCGGUCUCGGUCGUCGUCAAGCGUCGGCUCCGCCGCCGGCAGCGCCGUCGCGGCCGGCAGCGGAGCGCCUGCUUGA